AUGAUGAAGAAUGUUGCACUCAUGAUGAGACCACUGUUAAUCACAGUUCUAGUGACAUUCUCCAUCCCUAUUGCAGAUGCGUUUGCACGCCCAGUCGAGACCACAGCUCUGAAACGGCUUGGAAAAAAGAGUUUCAUUGAGAAGCAAGAUAGAGGGACUCUACAAGAAAUCACUUCUCCUGGCGAGCUAAAAGAGAUCGCGUGUUCUUACUCCCAAAGACAACCCGGGUCUAGCAGUUACUUCAAAGGGUGGCAGCACUGGAAAAUGUUGGCCAUUGAAUCCAUUCGAUAUGACCUCUCCAAUAACCUACCAUACCAAUUUGACAAGGCAAAGUUUGAGAAUUUAUUCUUUCGACUUGGCGUAGCUGCAGAUAUGGGGGAAAUGCCGAGCUUUUCGGAUCCAGGAGCUCGUUCGGGAUAUGCACUCGAGUUCUUUUGCCGCGCUCGCAACCUUGCUGAUCUCUACAUUGAUGCACUGAAUCCCUCUUUGGAUAUGCCACAAAAUUGGGUAGAAUCCAUGAAAGAGUCACCAAUGCUCGCAGGGGACAGUCAGGAUACAAGAGCUUACGAAAUGGUCAGUAUCGGUGGUGGCCCAGGGUUCGAUUUUGUAGGCUCAGCAAUGGUGGCAUCUUUUGCGACACAUACUUUUGGAGAGGAAGCCGGGUCAAGAGCAAUCCAAGCAACUGUCUUUGACUACGAGGAAGGUUGGGGAGAUUUGGUCAAAGCCAUGGAUAUCUCCACUAGGCGAGUCUUGCAACAGUCCAAGCUGUCUUGCCGUUGGGGUGGGGGUUGCGACAUUACCAAGUCAUUGGACGAUCCUAGCAAUGCGGGUUGCUUGGAGGCUGUCAAAUCAACGGAUCUGUGGAUAUGCCAAUAUUGUGUUGCCGAAAAUGCUAUUCGAUUGAAAGAGUCCGACUACAUUUUCUUUCGUGAACUUUUUCAACACGCAAAAGAGGGUUCAGUAUUCGUAUUGACCGAGACUCAUCCAAGAGUCUGGCCCGAGUUUUACAAGCUGAUGAAAGCGCAUUGUGCAUUCAUGGAAAUUGGUUUUCGCAAGAAUGGCCGCCAAAUGCUGGUCCGAAAAAGCAUUAACGGUAGACAGAAAACGCCAUUGAUCAGUAACAAAGAUUUGGAACUAGUCAAAAAGUUUGAGAGCAUUGGGAAGUUCCACGAACGCAAACUGAAUUCUGGUUGGGAGAGACAGGAGAAGAAGCACCGACGAUGA
Molecule: messenger RNA, 1224 nt
Organism: Cylindrotheca closterium
Lineage: Eukaryota; Bacillariophyta; Bacillariophyceae; Bacillariales; Bacillariaceae
Source: the annotation of a GenBank genome assembly